AUGUCGCUUGCACUGGGGUAUGGCUUUGUGGAGUUUGAUGACCUGCGAGAUGCGGACGAUGCUGUUUAUGAGCUCAAUGGCAAAGAUCUCUGUGGGGAGAGGGUGAUCGUUGAGCACGCCAGGGGACCCCGGCGCGAAGCUUCGUGCAGGGUGGCCUUCAGGAGGUUGCAACUGAUGUUCUUCAAGAUGUUCUUGAAGGUCUUCAAGACCUUCAAGAGGUUCUUGGGCUCCGCAGAAACCCACUGUGAGAUACCUCGGAUUCAGUUCUUUCCGAGUGAUUCUUUUCCUCUCCCUCUCUCCAGGUACGGCUUUGUGGAGUUUGAUGACCUACGAGAUGCGGAUGAUGCCGUUUAUGAGCUCAAUGGCAAAGAUCUCUGUGGGGAGAGGGUGAUCGUUGAGCACGCCAGGGGACCCCGGCGCGACAGCAGUUACGGUUCUGGACGCAGUGGAUAUGGUUAUAGAAGAAGCGGAAGAGAUAAGUACGGUCCUCCCACCCGUACAGAAUACAGAUUGAUUGUGGAAAAUUUGUCAAGCCGCUGCAGUUGGCAAGAUCUUAAGGAUUAUAUGCGUCAGGCAGGGGAGGUGACAUAUGCAGAUGCACACAAAGGAAGGAAAAAUGAAGGUGUCAUUGAGUUCAAAUCCUAUUCUGACAUGAAAAGAGCCCUUGAAAAGCUGGACGGGACAGAAGUAAAUGGCAGAAAGAUUAGAUUAGUGGAAGACAGACCUGGAUCGAGACGGCGCCGCUCUUACUCCAGAAGCCGAAGCCAUUCGAGGUCUCGCUCUCGAAGCAGACAUUCCCAUAAGAGCAGGAGCCGCAGUGCCAGUAGCAGCCGCUCCAAGAGUAGAUCAAGAUCCAGGUCUGUGUCCCGUUCCAGAAGCAAGAGCCGUAGUCGAAGCAAGAGCCGUAGCAGAGGCCAAAAAGAGAAAAGCAGGACUCCAAGUAAAGAGGAUAAAAGUAGGAGCCGCAGCAGGAGCGCAGAGAAACCCCGGCACAAAAGCAAAGAUAAAUCUGAGGGCGCUCUCCAUAACAGCGACGAGAAAACAAAGAGCAGGAGCCGCAGCAAGGAGAAGAGUAGGAGCAGGAGUGGGAGUAAGGACAGGGGGGAGCCGAGGGAGAGCGUGAGGAGCCGCAGCAAGGAGAAGAGUAGAAGCAAAGAGAGGGAGAAGAGCAUUAGCAAGGCCAGAAGCAGGAGCAAGAGCAGGGAUGAGAGCAGGAGCAGGAGCCACAGUAAGGAUAAAAGGAAAAGUAGGAAGAGGAGCAGGGAUGAGAGCAGAAGUAGAAGCAGGAGCCGCAGCAAGAGCGAGAAAAGCAAGAGGCGCAGCAAGAGAGAGAGCAAAGCCAGUAGCAAGAAGAAAAGGAAGGACAGCCACGAGCGGUCCAGGUCGGCCUCCAAAGACAAGGAGCACCUAAAAUCCGAUUCUGAUAGAAAAGAGGCAAAAGGGGAGGGGGAGGAUGCAGCCGUGCGUCGGGCGUCUCGCUCCAGGUCCAGGUCCAUUUCCAAGACGAAACCAAAUGUCAAAUCAGCUUCUCGUUCCAGGUCUCAGUCCGUCUCGAAGCCCAGGUCCCACUCCAAGUCUAGGUCUAGGUCUGCCUCACGGUCACGCUCCCCAUCGCGGUCAAGGUCUCGCUCCAGGUCCUAACCUUGCCUUGACCACACUCAGAAGAACCCGACAAGUCUUUUGUACAUGUUGAGUAGUUGUAGCACAAGUGAUUGAAGUAGAAACCAUGUGGAUGCUGUAUAUUUUUGAACAACCCUGAGGGUAUGUCCCUCCUCCUCGUGAGCUGCCGCCCUGCAGCGCGCUCUGCUCCGAGCCCGCUCCACUCAUUUCCUACCCUACAGGAAGGUGCUCUUUGAAUACAACUCUUCCUGGAGCACCAAAAUCGCCCCGUUUUGCAGGAG
Calidris pugnax (ruff) is the source of this 1901-nucleotide messenger RNA. It is a transcript of the gene SRSF4, whose product is annotated as serine/arginine-rich splicing factor 4. The transcript is spliced from 8 exons. Gene Ontology annotation, molecular function: mRNA binding. Gene Ontology annotation, cellular component: cytoplasm; nucleus; ribonucleoprotein complex. The record is from RefSeq and is a predicted model, not a curated record. Gene Ontology annotation, biological process: alternative mRNA splicing, via spliceosome; mRNA splice site recognition. Lineage: Eukaryota; Metazoa; Chordata; Aves; Charadriiformes; Scolopacidae. Bases 1 to 1641 code for a protein of 546 amino acids.